Messenger RNA from Anoplopoma fimbria (sablefish), 564 nucleotides. RefSeq names its product ST6 (alpha-N-acetyl-neuraminyl-2,3-beta-galactosyl-1,3)-N-acetylgalactosaminide alpha-2,6-sialyltransferase 3 (gene st6galnac3). The transcript is spliced from 2 exons. Gene Ontology annotation, molecular function: alpha-N-acetylgalactosaminide alpha-2,6-sialyltransferase activity. The coding region runs from base 16 to 564 and encodes 182 amino acids. Lineage: Eukaryota; Metazoa; Chordata; Actinopteri; Perciformes; Anoplopomatidae. Gene Ontology annotation, biological process: oligosaccharide metabolic process; ganglioside biosynthetic process. The record is from RefSeq and is a predicted model, not a curated record.
UCCAGCUCUGGACAGAUGUUGGGCCAGGCUGCCGGCGCGCAGAUCGACCGCUCUCCCUGCAUCUGGCGGAUGAACAACGCGCCCACGCGGGGCUUCGAACGUGACGUGGGCCAGCAGACCACGCUGAGAGUGGUCUCGCACACCAGCGUCCCACUGCUGCUGCAGAAGCCCCAGUACUUCUUCGGGCAGAGCAACGACACCGUCUACGUGGUGUGGGGGCCGCUGCGAAACAUGAGGAAGGAUGGGAAGGGCAUCGUGUACAACAUGCUCCGACAGGCGGCUGAGAACUACCCUCACGCGCGCAUUUACGUCACCACGGAGGACCGGAUGAACUACUGCGACAUGGUCUUCAAGAAGGAGACGGGUAAAGACAGGACGGAGGGUUACAGAAAGGUUCCCUAUCACUACUACGAGGCCGGCAGCCGGGAUGAGUGUGCGGAAUAUCUGCUCCAUGAGGGCGCCCCCUACGGCGGGCACCGCUUCAUCACAGAGAAGUCUGUGUUCGCCAAAUGGGCCAAAACUCACGCCAUCAAGUUCUUCAACCCACCUUGGCAGCUGUCGUGA